Molecule: messenger RNA, 8701 nt
Organism: Phascolarctos cinereus (koala)
Lineage: Eukaryota; Metazoa; Chordata; Mammalia; Diprotodontia; Phascolarctidae
Source: RefSeq, a predicted model, not a curated record
UCCCGUCGUCGGCGGUAUGGCGGACGAAGGCGCCGUCACUGUCUGCGUUCGAGUGCGGCCUCUCAUCAGCAGAGAACAAGACCUUGGUGAUGCUGCACAACUUCACUGGAAGACUGAAGACAGACUGAUUUCUCAGAUUGAUGGAACAAGAUCCUUUAGUUUUGAUCGUGUGUUUCAUUCCAAUGAAACUACGGAAAAGGUAUAUGAAGAAAUGGCAGUACCAAUUAUACGUUCUGCCAUACAGGGCUAUAAUGGUACCAUAUUUGCCUAUGGACAGACUGCUUCAGGAAAAACCUAUACAAUGAUGGGUUCCGCAGAUGGUUUGGGUGUAAUACCCAAAGCAAUUAAUGAUAUUUUCAUAAAGAUUAAGGAGAUUCCUGAAAGGGAAUUUCUUUUACGUGUAUCUUACAUGGAAAUUUAUAAUGAAACCAUAACAGAUUUACUCUGUGACACCAGGAAAAUGAAACCUUUAGAAAUUCGGGAAGAUUUCAACAGAAAUGUGUAUGUAGCUGAUCUCACAGAAGAGGUGGUCUCCACCCCAGAGCUGGCUCUGCAGUGGAUCAAGAAAGGAGAGAGAAGCAGGCACUAUGGAAAAACAAAAAUGAAUCAGAGAAGUAGUCGUUCCCAUACAAUUUUCAGAAUGAUAUUGGAAAGUAGAGAAAAGGGAGACCCUUCUAACUGUGAUGGAGCUGUCAUGGUGUCUCAUUUGAAUCUGGUUGAUCUUGCAGGCAGUGAAAGAGCCAGUCAGACAGGAUCCGAAGGAGUUCGACUCAAAGAAGGCUGCAAUAUUAAUAGGAGCUUGUUUAUAUUGGGGCAAGUGAUCAAGAAGCUUAGUGAUGGACAAGCUGGAGGUUUCAUAAACUAUCGAGAUAGCAAAUUGACUCGAAUUCUCCAGAAUUCUUUGGGAGGAAAUGCAAAAACACUUAUUAUCUGCACUAUCACUCCAGUGUCUUUUGAUGAAACACUUAGUACUCUCCAAUUUGCCAGCACUGCUAAAUAUAUGAAAAAUACACCUCAUGUUAAUGAGGUAUUGGAUGAUGAGGCUCUCUUGAAAAGAUAUCGGAAGGAAAUAAUAGAUUUGAAAAAACAACUAGAGGAGGUUUCUUCAGAGACUCGUGUCCAAGCAAUGGAGAAAGAUCAGUUAGCUCAACUUUUGGAGGAGAAAGACUUGCUUCAAAAAGUUCAAAAUGACAAAAUUCAUAAUUUAACACAAAUGUUGGUGACCUCCUCUUCUGUCACAUUACAGCAAGAUCUGAAGGCCAAAAGAAAACGAAGAGUUACUUGGUGCCCUGGCAAAACUAACAAAAUGAAAGACAUUGGCUAUAUGGAUGACUUUGAUACAACAAAGACCAUUGUGGCCAAAUCAAUCAAGGCUCCUAUACCUUCCAUAGUAGAAACUGAUGAAUCUAUGUGCUCAGAGUUUGAUAUUUUCAGUAAUACUUUUGAAACAAUAUCUGAAACGGAGUGGAAUCCAGCAACAAAGCUGAAUCAGGAGACUGUGCAGAAUGAGUUGAAUUCACUGCGUGCUAACUUCGAUAAUCUGGUAUUAGAUUAUGAACAACUACAAAGAAAAAAGACCGAAAUGGAAUUGAAAUUAAAUGAAAAGCUUGAGUUAGAUGAAUUUGUGACUCUGGAAGUGCAAACUAUAAAGGAACAGGAGAAUGAACUAAAUUUAAAAUCCCAGCUGCUCAAAGAAAAGGAAGAACAAAUCAUGGAGCUACAGAAACUUUUAGAAUUACGGAGGGUAGAAAAUAUGAAAAUGGACUUCUCUACUUCAGUGGAAAAUCAUGAGAAGUUAUAUGAAGAACUGAAGCAUUUAAAGCAAUCUCUCCAUGAUACUGAGACCAUAGCCCUGGAUGCCAAGAAAGAAGCAGCAUUUCUUAGAAGUGAGAAUCAGGAUCUGAAAGAAAAAAUGGAGGAACUUUCAAGUAGGUGCAAGCAGCUGGAAAAGGAAAAUCAUCAGUAUCAAAGUCAGCUGGAAGAGAGAAAAGACACUUUCAAAAGGAGGCAGGCUGAUCUAGAGAGAGAGUUACAAUCUGCUUUUAAUGAAAUAACCAAACUGACUUCCAUUAUUGAUGGCAAAUAUCCAAAAGGUUUUCUCCUUGCCGUGGAAUUGGAAAGAAAAGUUAAAGAUCUCCAAAAAGACUUGGAUAAAGAGAUUGAAGAAAAUGCAGCUUUGCAAAAAGAAAUUAACAUACUGUCUGAAUUGAAAUCUUUACCUACUGAGCUAGAAAUUCUGAGGAAAGAGAGAGUUGAAAAAUCUGAAGAGCUGGAUUUGAUAAUGGCAGAAAAGGAUAAACUUCUUACCGAAGUAGUUUAUAAAGACAAUAGGCUUCAAGAACUACUUGAUGAAAUUGAGAAAACCAAAGAAGAGCUAGUGGCUUCCCAGUCAAACCAUGAAACCACCACUCAGGAAUACCAGGAUUUCAAACGAUACAAUGGAGAGUUGGAACAGAAUUAUUUUACUAUGCUUGAAGAGAUGGAGAAAAUGAAACAGCAGAUUAUAACUAUAUCAGAAGAAGCUCAUGAAGUUGUUUUAGAUUUGGAUGAUUUGGUUAGUGAACCGAGCAUCAAGCUUCCUCAAAAAGUCCAUCGAAAAACCCUUGAACAAGAAAAACUUCUCGAAGUGAGAGAACUUUGUAGGGCUCAGCAGAAGUUGGAAGAGCAGCUCAAUAGUGGGGAUUCUGGGCUGAGGACCGUAGAAAUGGAGAAGUUGUUACUUACAGCGAAACCUCAUGAGAGUCUUGAAGGAAGACCUGGUACAUAUGAAAAAGAUGCUCUAGAACAACCUCAAGAGACCUUAGAGAGAGAGAAAGACCAGCUCAGGAAAGAUUCUCAGGAUGACACGAACUUGGCUGUCAAGCUAAAUGAAGGGCAACAUUUGGAAGCCCCAAGAAGUCUCAUGUCUCUAACACACUAUGAAAAGGACAAUGAAUUACUUCAACAACAAAGACACAUUUCUUCCUUAAUACAGGAAAAUAAUCAACUGCAGCAAAUGUUGGAGUGUGUUACAGCUGAAAGGAACCAAUUGAAAACUGAUCUGGAGGAAAAUAUCGAAAUGACUAUUGAAAAUCAAGAGGAAUUAAGAAAUAUUGGAGCAGCACUUAAACAACAACGAGAGGCAGUCAUCAAAGAAAGGAGGAAAGCUGCAGAGAAAGAAGGAGAAUGUUUGCUGACUCAGGAGAGAUUGGCAGACACGGAGGAGAAACUCAAUGAAAAGAUCCAAGAACUUCAAGAAAAAGAGGAGCAAAUAUUAAAUGUUAGAAAAGAAGUCAUUGAGGCUCAGGAGAAGAUGAAGGAGAUGGAGCAAUUAAAGGACCAAUUAAAAUCCACAAAUUCCACGCUGGAAAGGGUAGAAAUGGAGAACCUGGAGCUGGCUCAAAAACUCCAAGUGAGUCUGGAAGAAACAACAUCAGUAACCAAAGAAAUAAAUGAAUUGAAGAAGACACAGGUAGCUCUCCAAUUAGAGAAAGACCAACUGGAAGAAAAUAUCAGAGAAGUUGUAACUAAGGGUCUAGAAACACAAGAAGAACUAAAAAUUGCUCAGAUGCAUCUCAAGGAACACCAAGAAACAAUUGAUAAAUUGAAAGAAUGCAUUUCAGAGCAAGCAGCUCAAGGAUUGAAUGAUCAAGAAGAUUUAGAGAAAACAAAUGCUGAACUGCAGGAAAAGAUUCAAGAACUUCAGGCAAAACAAGACCAAAUUUUAAAUGUCAGAGAGGAAGUCAAUGAAGCUCAAGAAAAAAUGAAGGAAAUGGAAUCAAUAAAAGAGCAAUUAAAGUCCAAAGAGUCUGCCCUGAAGAGGGUAGAGAUGGAAAACCUGGAGCUGGCUCAGAAACUCCAGGCAAGUGUAGAAGAAACAACAUCUGUAACUGAGGAGAGAGAUGAGUUGACAAAGACACUGCUGGCUGUUCAAGAGGAGAGCCAUCAACUGAAAGAAAACAUUAGAGAACUUGAAGCUAAGGGUCUGGACACACAAGAAGAGCUGAAAAUUGCUCAGAUAAGUCUGAAGGAGCACCAAGAGAUGAUUGAUAAACUAAAAGAAUGUGUUUCAGAGAAGACAGCUCAAGUGUCAGAGGCUCAGGAAGCUUUAGAGAAAACUAAUAUUGAAUUGCAGAAAAGGAUUCAAGAGCUUCAGGGGCAAAAAGAGCAAGUUUUUAAUGUCAGAGAAGAAAUCACUGAGGCUCAGGAAAAAGUGAAUGAGGUGGAACAGUUGAAGGAGCAAUUGAAAUUCAAAGAUUCUACCCUGGAGAGGAUAGAGAUGGAAAACCUGGAGCUGGCUCAGAAACUCCAGGCCAGUCUAGAAGAAACAACAUCUGUAACUGAGGAGAGAGAUGAAUUGGCAAAGACACAAGAGGCUCUUCACAUAGAGAGGGACCAGCUGAAAGAAACCAUAAGGGACCUCAUAGCCAAGGAUCUGGAAACACAAGAAAAACUAAAAGUUGCUCAGAUAGAUCUGAAGGAACACCAAGACAUAAUGUAUAAAUUGAAAGAAUGCAUUUCAGAGAAAGAAGCUAUAGAGAAAACUAGUGCUGAACUGCAAGAAAAGAUUCAAGAACUUGAGGCAAAACAAGAGCAAUUUUUUAAUGUUAGAGAGGAAGUCAGUGAAGCUCAAGAAAAAAUGAAGGAAAUGGAGCAUUUGAAGGAACAAUUGAAGUCCAAAGAUUCUACCCUGGAGAGGAUAGAGAUGGAAAACCUGGAGCUGGCUCAGAAACUCCAGGCCAGUCUAGAAGAAACAACAUCUGUAACUAAGGAGAGAGAUGAGUUGGCAAAGACACAAGAGGCUCUUCACAUAGAGAGGGACCAGCUGAAAGAAACCAUAAGGGACCUCAUAGCUAAGGAUCUGGAAAUACAAGAAAAACUAAAAGUUGCUCAGAUGCAUCUGAAGGAGCACCAAGAGAUAAUUGAUAAACUAAAAGAAUGUAUUUCAGAGAAGGCAGCACAAGUGUCAGAGGCUCAGGAAGCUUUCAAGAAAAUUAAUGCUGAACUGCAGAAAAGGAUUCAAGAGCUUCAGGAGCAAAAGGAGCAAGUUUGUAAUAUCAGAAAAGAAGUCACUGAGGCCCAGGUAAAAGUGAAUGAGGUGGAACAGUUGAAGGAGCAAUUAAAGUCAAAAGAUUCUACCCUGGAGAAGAUAGAGAUGGAAAACCUGGAGCUGGCUCAGAAACUCCAGGCCAGUCUAGAAGAAACAAAAUCUGUAACUAAGGAGAGAGAUGAAUUGACAAAGACACAAGAGGCUCUUCACAUAGAGAGGGACCAGCUGAAAGAAACCAUAAGGGACCUCAUAGCUAAGGAUCUGGAAACACAAGAAAAACUAAAAGUUGCUCAGAUGGAUCUGAAGGAACACCAAGACACAAUGGAUAAAUUGAAAGAAUGCAUUUCAGAGAAAGAAGCUAUAGAGAAAACUAGUGCUGAACUGCAAGAAAAGAUUCAAGAACUUGAGGCAAAACAAGAGCAAUUUUUUAAUGUUAGAGAGGAAGUCAGUGAAGCUCAAGAAAAAAUGAAGGAAAUGGAGCAUUUGAAGGAACAAUUGAAGUCCAAAGAUUCUACCCUGGAGAGGAUAGAGAUGGAAAACCUGGAGCUGGCUCAGAAACUCCAGGCCAGUCUAGAAGAAACAACAUCUGUAACUGAGGAGAGAGAUGAAUUGGCAAAGACACAAGAGGCUCUUCACAUAGAGAGGGACCAGCUGAAAGAAACCAUAAGGGACCUCAUAGCCAAGGACCAAGAAACACAAGAAGAACUAAAAUUUGCUGAGAUGUGUCUGAAGGAGCACCAAGAGACGAUUCAUAAACUCAAAGAAUGCAUUUCAGAGAAGACAACUCAAGUGUCAAAGAGUCAAGAAGCUUUAGAGAAAACCAAUGCAGGACUGCAGGAAAAGAUCCUAAAGCUUCAAGAAACAGAAGAGGUGCUUCUUAGUGUGAGAAAAGAGGUGAAUGAGACAAAACUACAAAGGCAGUCAUUGAGUCAGAUGGCGGAGCAGUUGAAGCACAUGACUCACACUUGUCCAUUAGAGACAGAGAAACUGGACUUGACUCAGAAACUUGAUUCAAGCCUUAGUAAAUUGAACACUGUCAUCAAGGAAAGAGAUGCCCUGAAGGAGACAGAGAAGGCUCUGCAGAUGGAAGUAAACCAUUUGAAAGAAAGCCUAAAGAAGAGCGGAACCCUGGACCAACAGAAGCCAGAAGAGCUGGUAAACAUUGAAGCAAACCCAAGAGAGGGCACCAGACACCAUCCUAUUGAAAAUCUUAAAGAAAAGUAUUCAAAGAUAAACGAACUUCUGAAGAAAUACACUAUGAUAGAAAAUCGUUGUGGGUUCUUGAACAGGCUUUCUCUUGACUUGAAAAGGUCAUUUGAAAGCCAAAAUCAACUCCAGGUCAAAGUUCAAGCAUGCCUUUCUCAUACUCCUCAGGAAACUAAAGCUGUUGGAAAACUUCUAGCUAGUAACAGAAGGUGUAAUAAUGAUCUCCACUCGAGUAGCACGUGCAUCCUGAAAAAACUGGAGGGUGUGUUAAAGCGUGUUAUAGACAUAAGGAGAGAACAUCACAACACCAUCUACAAAAUUGAAAUGGACUUAAUUGAGGAGGCAGAAAAGCAGAAUGAUUUGUCUAUUAAAAUACAGCAUCUUCAACAACACUCUGAGAUAGGAUCCCAGGAAUUAAGUGGCUACAAAAAACUGAGUCAAAAGAUGGGUCUACAUAUUGAGCAAAUUUUCAAGGAUGUUUCAGAGACUGAAAAUGACAUCAACAACAUGGUAGCAGAAUUCCAACAACUGUUAAAUGCUAAGAAAGAAAUUAUCUUGUCCCUGGAAAUGAGCUUAAGCACACAUCUUGAUGUGGAAAGCCUUAGAAUAAUACAGGAGGAGAAUGAUAGGAUUGUUCACGUGAAUAACUUGUAUCAUAAUAAAAUAAAGGCUAUUAUGAACAAAUCAUCAGAGUUUGAAGACAGAAGUGUUGUUGUAUGUAAAGAAUGGGAACUUGAACUGAGACAGAUGAAGGAUAAGAAUGAAGAAAUGGUAAAGAAGUUCCAAAACGUAAAGACUACCCUUCUGCCACUGGAUGACCCAGAUGCUCUUACUGUAGGAGAAAAUAAGAAACAUCAUCUUAAAUUGAGGCACACAAGACAGACCACGAAGGAAAUUCAAGAAACUGCAUUUCAUGAAGACAAAGAAAACAAGCAUAAACAAAAGGAAAUUGAUCCAGUGCAGAAAAACCUUGAAGUGGCUAAAGUUGUGAGUAACCAACACCUUCAGAGUCAACAGCCAGCAGUACACAGCUGUCAGGAUGUCAAAGCUGUGUCCAGCAAAGAAAUUGAUGAUCUCAAGAUGAAAUUGGUGAAAUUGAACAUGGAAAAAAUGAAUGAGUCCAAGAAGUUCGAAAAAGAAAUUGCUUCUAAAGCUGCCGUAAUAGAGCAUCAGGAAGAAAUGAUAAGUCAGCUGAAGGAACAUCUUAGAAGAGCCCAACAGAGCAAUGAUGUCUCAAUGUUAGAGCCACCUGGUCAUGCCCAAGCGUCCCACACACCAUUGACCUGUGGGGGUGGCAGUGGUAUAGUACAGAGCACAAAAGCACUGAUUCUAAAAGCGGAUCGUGUGAGGCUGGAGAGAGAGAUUAGCAAGUUAAAGCAACAGAAUGAGUAUCUGACAAAUCAUCAGAGUCAGCUAUCAAGCAACAAUUUCCAUCUUGCCAGAGAAGUCAAAAAAUGGAAAGAGAGAGCCCUUAAAAAGGAAGCCCAAGAGCUUACUCGUGUCCAUUCUCCAAAAUCUCCUAAACUGACAGAAAUUACAUCCCUAAAGAGGCAAUGUAUGUCACCUCUGUAUACAGAGCAGACUUCACAGGAAACUUUACCAAAGGAUUCACCAAAAUCUUGGGCGUAUGAUGGACGGUCAAAGUCUCUGCCAGUCGUUUGUCAUAAUAACUAUUUUGACAACUCUGGCCUAGGUCUACUCCCAGAAAUAGCUUUCAGUUCUACAAAUGAUUCUACAAAAGAGACUCCAAGAGAGGAGAAUACAGGCUCUUUAUUGGAUCAAUGGCAGACCUCUUCAGGAAAAGACGCACCGGAAUGCAGAACCCAGUAAUCUCACUUUUAUGCGUCAUGCACAUUCCGGUUUCUUCCAACACUUAGAUGUAGUUUUGCAUCGUCAUCCCGACCACUGCAAUCGUAGUUUGGUUAGACUUUAUUAUUAUUUCUCUCACUAUGCCACCGCUAUUACCGGAUAAAUGAAUAGGAACAAGGCGCUAGAUCAGAAUGGUAUCAAAAUGCUUACUUCAUUUUUAAAUGUUGGAAUACUUUUAAAAUAGAUUUUAUUUAAAAGGAGCUUCUGUGGAAUACAAAUUAUGGAAGGAAUUCCUCAGGCUGAGCAAUUGAAGCAUUAGCAGCUACUCAGUAAAUACUGAUCAACAAAUGAUCCCUCCUACUGCAUUGUCCAGUAUCCACAAAAAUUCAUUUCUAAAAAUGGAUUUAAAGGAGCAGAGUCGUUGUCCCUGCGAUAUGUCUGAAAAAAUCACACUACCUUCCUGCAGAAUAAAAGCUUAUCCAUAGCAAUUUUGUUGAGUUGUUUGAUUUUGCUAGGAAGGGGAGAGGUUGAGAAUAUGAUGCAUUACCAAAGCUGAACAAUUUUAAAGGACUGUUUAAAGUAUGUAUCAGAAUACAAGAGUUCUCUUUUUUUAUUCAUUUUGAACUUAAAUACAGAAAAACAAACAAAAAAAGAACA